This is a messenger RNA of Pseudozyma hubeiensis SY62, 531 nucleotides long. RefSeq lists its product as hypothetical. Lineage: Eukaryota; Fungi; Basidiomycota; Ustilaginomycetes; Ustilaginales; Ustilaginaceae. The record is from RefSeq and is a predicted model, not a curated record. The coding region runs from base 1 to 531 and encodes 176 amino acids. The transcript is spliced from 3 exons.
AUGUGCUCGAGAUUGCGGUCUCAACAGCGCCUGCCUCGACAUCACCAGACGUCGUCCGUUUCUGAUCGCGUUGAAACCUUGAGUAAGGCAGAGGCAGCAGUGACAGCACAGUCUGCGUUCCGGAUGAGAGCAUGCUGGCAUCUGCGCCGUAUCUGUGUCGUCAAGACCUCGAUCGCCGUUUUCGACUGCGUGGCUGCUGUCACUUCAUCAUCCUUGCUCAGGGUGGGGUUGCCAGCUGAUGUGGGAGCCACGAUGCGAGGAGGUCGAGUGGAAAGCAGUCCAUGGGACAGAGCCUUCGAAGCAAUCAACAACACCCUCGAUCGUCUCAAGCUCUUCAAACGCGGCUCCCUUUCGGCACAAGAACGCAUCGCCGAACACCUGCGACCCAAAGACCUUCUCCAACGUCUAAAAGAUUUCUGGAGGAAGGUCACUUUUCGUCGUCUCAAAGUGACGGCUGCUCAGGCGGAAGGGGUCAAGAAGAAGUAUCGUCCGGUACCGAACGAAGGGACACUCAAAAUUCUGCUCUGCUAG